AUGGUUUUGAUUGGCAACAACCUAAAGGAUGCAUUGGAGAUUCACCAGGAUGGUACUGCCGGCAACACUACAUGUACAUUUAUUAUUAAGGUUAAGGAUGCAUUGGCCAUUCACCGGGACGGUACUGCCGGCAACGCUACAUUCGCACUCAAAAGGAUCUCCCCACCGUUUAGCCAAAUUAGUCGGAGCUGCGUGGUUGAAAGAAGUGGUUGCCAAGACGAGGAGAACGACGUUAAUCAAGAGGAAGCAGGAGAAGAGACCAAAUUUUGCCAUUUUGAAUA
This is a messenger RNA of Ambispora gerdemannii, 281 nucleotides long. The record is from the annotation of a GenBank genome assembly. Lineage: Eukaryota; Fungi; Glomeromycota; Glomeromycetes; Archaeosporales; Ambisporaceae.